UACAGAGCGAAUGCUAUCUUUCAAGUUAUUUGCGCUUCGAAGGUUAGUUCUCCGCGCAUGCGCUCGCCGCGCUCUCACAUCGUACACUUCCGGCCGGUGUACACUCGUGCCAGCAGUUCCCUUUCUUUCUAAACAAUCAAGAUGGUGAACGUUCCCAAGCAGAGACGCACCUUCUGCAAGAAGUGCAAGGUGCAUAAGACUCACAAAGUCACACAAUACAAAAAAAGCAAAGAAAGGCACGCUGCUCAGGGUCGUAGACGUUAUGACCGUAAACAACAAGGAUUUGGUGGACAAACUAAGCCCAUUUUCAGAAAGAAGGCUAAGACCACCAAAAAAAUUGUAUUGAGGAUGGAAUGCACCGAAUGCAAAUACAGGAAACAGAUACCUCUGAAGCGUUGCAAGCACUUCGAACUUGGCGGUGACAAAAAGAGGAAGGGGCAGAUGAUUCAAUUCUAAAAUUCUCUAAACCAUCUCUGAGAAAUUUGUAUUGAAGAAAAAAAAGUAAAAUGAACCUUCAUGAAAUAAAGAACAUCUUGUUUCAUGAACA
Molecule: messenger RNA, 547 nt
Organism: Venturia canescens
Lineage: Eukaryota; Metazoa; Arthropoda; Insecta; Hymenoptera; Ichneumonidae
Gene: RpL36A
Product: ribosomal protein L36A
Exons: 3
Coding region: 142-456 (104 amino acids)
Biological process (GO): translation
Cellular component (GO): cytosolic large ribosomal subunit; ribosome
Molecular function (GO): structural constituent of ribosome
Source: RefSeq, a predicted model, not a curated record